AUGCCCCAAGAGUUACGCUACCAAGGCACACCUCAAGCGUCAUUGCACUCCGUUGGAGGAAAGAGUGGCAUUAUGUCCAAGCUGGCAGAGGCGAGGCCACUUCAACAUGUUGAUGGCAGCGGGGAUGAAGCGCUUCCUGCUGGUGAUAGAUAUCCCAUAAAUCUAUUUACUAACGAUGGGAGACACGCGCAUCCGGCUAUUGGAGUAGCCGAUGUGAACGCUCCCCAAAUUCUUAGUGAUUCAUUUCAUGAAAUGAUACAUAGAGAUGUGUACGAGGAGGGAAAAUUAAGGGCCUUAUACACUUACGGAACGGAGACGUCCAAAUUCUACUCACUAGCGGGCCGAUUUGACAAGACUUCUUCGUUUACGAUUGGACAGCCAUCGAGGCGGUCAAGCUACUCAGAUGCGGUCUUCUCGUCGCCGCAAACAAUGUUAAUCCAUCCUCGCUACCGACAGUGGGGUAAAGAGGAAUCAUCCGAAUCCCUCAUCUCUCACUACGGUCUAGCAGUACAAAACGGACCAAAGUCACUCAUUUCCCUAAGUAAUGUCACCUGGCAAUCUUCAUCACCGUGA
Acaulospora colombiana is the source of this 573-nucleotide messenger RNA. The record is from the annotation of a GenBank genome assembly. NCBI's taxonomy places the organism in Eukaryota, Fungi, Glomeromycota, Glomeromycetes, Diversisporales, Acaulosporaceae.